Equus quagga is the source of this 3465-nucleotide messenger RNA. RefSeq names its product XK related X-linked (gene XKRX). Gene Ontology annotation, cellular component: membrane. The transcript has 3 exons. Bases 1095 to 2444 code for a protein of 449 amino acids. Lineage: Eukaryota; Metazoa; Chordata; Mammalia; Perissodactyla; Equidae. The record is from RefSeq and is a predicted model, not a curated record.
UUGGGGAAGAGGAAAGCUGUGGCUCCCCCCCUGUUCCAGGGAUUGUGGUGAGAAGUGCUUCUGAGGAUUGGCCCAAGCCGCUUUUUGUCGCGCCUCUCCACGCCGAGCAUCCUUCGCUGCCCGCCCUGCAACUCGCAGGCUGGUUUUGUUUGGCCUCAGCUGUCUCUCCCAUUUCGUCCGCCCCGCCGUCGGUGCCUUAGUUCCCGAAGCAGCAGACCUCUCACAGCUGGAACCGCGGGCCAGGCAGGACCCCGGCAGCAGAGGGCGCCCAAAAGUUUGGCGACAUCUGCCCGGCUGGCUUGGCGCCCCGCACGUCGUGCAUCUAGAUAGGAAAGUUUCUCCGUGGAAAAGAAGCCCCUCCACCUUUCUCUCGAUCCUGGAGCGCGCGCGCACGCGCUCUGCUCCUCUCCCCCGAGACUGAGCUCGGGGACAGGGUUGUGGCAUUUCCUCUGCCCCUGGCCCGGCUGCCUUGGGGGCAGAGCUUGGGGAAUCCGAAGAGCCAUCCUGAGAACCCUCGACGCAGCGCGGAUCCUGAGAGCGCCGGCGAGCGGGCGAGCUAAGAGCCACAGCCUAGCAAUACCUAGGGUAGCUAGGCACUAAACUGAAUCCGCGAAAGGACGCUCAGGCUGCGCCCCCUCUUCUUCUCUGGCUCAGUUCUCGGCUGGUUUGAGAGGGCACUGCUGCUGAGUGUUGGUGCCAGGACAGCGUGGCUACCCCCCUACCUUGGGGUCUGCAAAAGAAGCCGCCACGGGAACAGCUGUUCCCAUGGCCCUUCACGAGCCUGGAAUUGGACUCUGGACUAGGCGCUAAGAUGAUUGCUUUUGUCUUGUCCAAGUUUCACAUCACGUAUAUUGACGAAUCCUGGACCAAUCGAGAGUCAAGUUCAAAGUGGUACUGCUGGGCUCUCCAUCCCAGACUCCAAGUCUAAUUUGAGACUAGAAGAGAGGAGUCCCCUGCUCUAACUAGUAGAUUCUGGAAUCGGACUUGACUGCUCUCUUCGCUAAUACUUGGACUGCAGUGGCUACAGAGUUUUCUUGGGGGGUAGGGGUGGGGGAUGCUCUGAAGACCAGACCACGACGCUCAGAACCUCGACAAUGGACCGCGUUUAUGAAAUUCCUGAGGAGCCAAGCCUGGAUCCCAUUUCAUCUCUGGAGGAAAAUGUCAUCCGUGGGGCCAACCCCCGAUUUACCUUUCCAUUUGGCAUCCUCUUCUCCACCUUUUUGUACUGUGGGGAGGCUGCGUCUGCUUUGUACAUGGUUAGAAUCUAUCGAAAGAAUAGUGAAACCUACUGGAUGGCAUACACCUUUUCCUUUUUUAUGUUUUCAUCCAUUAUGGUCCAGUUGACCCUCAUUUUUGUCCACAGAGAUCUGGCCAAAGACAAGCCACUAUCACUGUUUAUGCAUCUAAUCCUCUUGGGACCUGUUAUCAGAUGUUUGGAGGCCAUGAUUAAGUACCUCACACUGUGGAAGAAAGAGGGGCAGGAGGAGCCCUAUGUCAGCCUCACCAGAAAGAAGAUGCUAAUAAAUGGCGAGGAGGUGCUGAUAGAAUGGGAGGUGGGCCACUCCAUCCGGACCCUGGCUAUGCACCGCAAUGCCUACAAACGUAUGUCACAGAUCCAAGCCUUUCUGGGCUCAGUGCCCCAGCUGACCUAUCAGCUCUAUGUGACCCUGAUCUCUGCAGAGGUUCCCCUGGGUAGAGCUGUGCUAAUGGUCUUUUCCCUGAUAUCUGUCACCUAUGGGGCUACCCUCUGCAAUAUGUUGGCUAUCCAGAUCAAGUACGAUGAAUACAAGAUUCGCCUUGGGCCGCUAGAAGUCCUCUGCAUCACCAUCUGGCGGACUUUGGAGAUCACAUCCCGCCUCAUGAUUCUGGUGCUCUUCUCAGCCACCUUGAAACUGAAGGCUCUGCCCUUCUUAUUGCUCAACUUCCUGAUCAUCCUCUUUGAGCCUUGGGUUAAGUUCUGGAGGAGCGGUGCCCAGAUGCCCAAUAAUAUUGAGAAGAAUUUCAGCAGGGUCGGCACCCUAGUGGUGCUGAUUUCCAUUACUGUCCUCUAUGCUGGCAUCAACUUCUCUUGCUGGUCAGCCUUACAGUUGAAGUUGGCAGACAGGGACCUUGUUGACAAAAGUCAGAACUGGGGACAUAUGGGCCUGCACUAUAGUGUGAGAUUGGUAGAGAAUGUGAUCAUGGUCUUGGUUUUUAAGUUCUUUGGAGUGAAAGUGUUACUGAAUUACUGUCAUUCCUUGAUUGCCUUGCAGCUCAUUAUUGCUUAUCUAAUUUCCAUUGGCUUCAUGCUCCUCUUCUUCCAGUACUUGCAUCCAUUGCGCUCGCUCUUCACCCACAAUGUAGUGGACUACCUCCACUGUGUCUGCUGCCGCCGGCAUCCUCGGGGCAGGGUUGAGGACUUGGAGCCAUCCGUGGAUGCUGAAACAAGGCAAAGCAUUGUCUGAUUCUGUCUCCUGGGUAUUUUGGGAUCGGUUGGGGGUUGCCAAGUGCAACUGCAAAAUUGAAGGAGAGGGCAAGGCUCAUGGGUGAAUACCCACCGGGUAUUCUGGUAAAGCCUGUCAGAAGAAAGAGCAGCCCCCAAAUAAGUUUUAUUUCCUUAAGAUUGACUGCUAUGUUUGGACACCAGGUAUAGCCACUAUAUACCUGGAAGGGUCAGGUUCAUCCUCCUCCCACCCAGGGCAGCUAUCUGGCUGCCCUGUGGGAUAACUUACCUCCAUGUACCUAAGACUCCUCUGACCUUCUAGCUCUGCUUAUUUGCUUGAGGCGUUACUGAGCUUUCCCAGGGCUAAGCUGAAGGCCUGGAAUCCCACCAGAAUAUAUCCUGACUGAUCAGAGGAUGUGACCACUAACUGGCUGUGGGACCUUGCCAGGAACAGUCUGAUUAAUGUGGAACCUGUAACUAUAAGCAUGGCUGAGGUCUUUUAAUUCCAAUGGGAAACUCUGGUUAAGAAGAAAACUCCAACUAUUAAAAGAGCUGCUCCCCAAACGAGUUAGCUCUCCAUUAGGGUAUUACUAGUGAUCAUUCAUCAGGGGCCUCUCUUUUCACUCUGAGGAGGGGCUGCAGAGUGGGAUUCCUUCAGGGCCUAAGCCAGAAUGACUCUCCUUCUCAGGGACCUGCAUGGGCCUCCAGCUUGUUGAGUGGAGUGCUUGAGUAAACUCUCUCACUUUGUGUCUCAUUAUCAGGGAUUCCCUCCAACCCAGCUUUUCUAUUCUCUUGGCAUUUUACUACUUGAUGUGGACCUCAGAGAAGCUGAACUGUAGUCAAAAAUGUUUCUAAUGUGUAGAAGAAGUGAAGAUUGCUCUGUGUCUGCUCCUGUCCUGAGUAUUUUGUUGUUUUGGUUUUUUAGGGGAGAGAGAAGCUGGGACAUCAACUUCAUGCUGUUUGGGGUUGGGACGGUGGCUAAUACUCCAAGGCAGAGUGAAAGCAGAGGAAGGAAACCAGAUCUCAUUAAAGCAUUGUCUGUA